Molecule: messenger RNA, 1067 nt
Organism: Effrenium voratum
Lineage: Eukaryota; Dinophyceae; Suessiales; Symbiodiniaceae
Source: the annotation of a GenBank genome assembly
GGUGACCCCGAAUCGAUUUCGUCUCCCCACAAAGCUUGGGGAUACAUAUAUUAGCAUGGCUCCCGGCGGCAACCAGCGAUGGUGAGGCCAGCCGGGAGAUCGCGAUUGUACCAGCACUGGAAGGGGAGAAGCAAGUUCUACUGCGACGGCCGCUGUAUCACCGGGGGCGAGGUCGAGUGCCCUAUCGCCUGCCUGGGGGGCUUGAGCUGCGCCAGCUUGGGCGCGUGGCUUUGCAUUCUCCUGCCCAGCUGCGGGUACUUCGUUUUCCUCUUCCCCAGCUUGUACAGGCAAUGGGGGCCGAAGCUGCUGGCUGCUGCGUUGGUGCUCUUCACCAUGACGGUGGGCUUUCUGCUUGCAACCUGCUGCAGCGACCCGGGCAUCAUUCCGCCCCGGCGGAUUGUCUUGCUGGCAGGCAGCCGUGAGCAUCUGAAGCAGCAGCUGGGCUAUGACCUGCUUGGGCCCGCCGGUCUGGAGCCCUCUCAUGACCAACUCAUCGAUGCCGAGACCAUGGUCCCUGAGCAUCUUCGAAAGCAGGGUUACCGGUGGUGCAAGACCUGCGAGAUUAUUCGGCCCCCGCGGGCAGCUCAUUGCAAGGACUGCGAUCACUGCGUACUUCGCUUUGACCAUCACUGUCCCUUUGUCAACAACUGCGUGGGACAGCGGAACUACCAUUACUUCUUUGCCUUCACCACCUCGGCACUGUUCUUCGCUGCUCUUGUCCUGCCAGCGUUCAUGCGGGCCUUUUCGGGCGUUUCUGGUGAUGCGCCUGGCUGGUAUGGUUGGAUAGUCACCGUGGGCUUUGUGGCCGUGGCGGCAAUCACCGUUCUGCUCGUGUGCCUUUGGCUGUAUCACUGCUGGCUCUCCUUGCAGGGGAAGACCACCAAGGAGCAUUGGCGGCGGCUGGAUUUCGACAGCGAGCCCACUUUGCUUGCGCUUCCGGGGCCCAGGCUGAUGCAACCUCGGCAGUGGGUGGAGAUGGUCGAGGAGGCAGAUGUGUAGCAUCGCGGACUGCAUGGGGCUGAGCACUGUCUAGCUGGAUGUUCCGAAGCUGUUCGAAAACAUGCGAC